CUGUUUUCAAAACUCUGCAGCAUUUCUCCUCUUGGGUGUCAAUCCGAGCAGAAUCCAACACCUGCCAGUCCUUUUCAUGGCUAACUCGUUGCACAGUUCCUCGGCCAUUCCUCGUCUGAGUCUGAGAGGCCAGUCCCUCGGACUCCACUCGACUUCAGACCUCAGUUUCAGAUCCGUAUCUUUUGCCUCUCAUCCUCGCACCCUCCCUCUCAGGUCUUUGGAGGGCACAAGGCAGGUAAAAUCCCCUAGAGUAAGUGCGGUAGUGAGGGCAGAGAGUCGCUUAGACGCAAUGGAAGUUGAUCUCUCUCUUAGCCCCAGAGUUAACUCCGUAAAGCCUUCCAAGACUGUGGCCAUCACCGACCAGGCCACGGCUCUCGCCCAAGCUGGCGUCCCCGUUAUCCGGUUAGCCGCGGGAGAGCCCGAUUUCGAUACCCCAGCUCCGAUUGCAGAAGCUGGGAUAAACGCGAUUCGAGAGGGUUACACGAGGUACACUCCAAAUGCGGGGACUGUGGAGAUCCGCCAAGCAAUUUGUCAUAAGCUGAAGGAGGAGAAUGGGAUUUCUUACACGCCUGAUCAGAUUGUGGUCAGCAACGGGGCCAAGCAGUGCAUUCUUCAAGCCCUGCUUGCAGUUUGUUCACCCGGAGAUGAGGUUAUAAUUCCAGCUCCAUUCUGGGUGAGUUACCCAGAGAUGGCAAGACUGUCUGAUGCAACACCUGUGAUUCUUCCGACGAGCAUCUCCGAAAAUUUUCUUUUGGAUCCGAAGGUCCUUGAAUCCAAAAUCACAGAAAAGUCAAGAGUGCUGAUUCUUUGUUCUCCAUCCAACCCAACAGGAUCUGUUUACCCCAAGAGAUUGCUGGAAGAGAUUGCUCAAGUUGUGGCAAAGCAUCCCCGGCUUUUGGUGCUGUCUGAUGAAAUAUAUGAACACAUAAUUUAUGCUCCAGCAACUCAUACGAGCUUUGCUUCUUUGCCAGGCAUGUGGGAGAGGACUCUAACGGUCAAUGGAUUUUCUAAGGCCUUUGCAAUGACCGGUUGGCGGCUUGGAUAUAUUGCUGGUCCAAAACAUUUUAUUGCGGCAUGUGGAAAGAUUCAGAGUCAGUCCACUUCAGGUGCCAGUAGCAUAUCACAGAAAGCGGGGGUUGCAGCACUAGGACUUGGUUAUGCUGGUGGGGAAGCUGUUUCUACCAUGGUAAAAGCAUUCAGGGAACGUCGGGAUUUCUUGGUUAAAAGCUUUGGACAACUGGAGGGUGUCAGGAUAUCAGAACCCCAGGGAGCUUUCUAUCUCUUCAUUGAUUUCAGCUCUUACUAUGGAGGUGAGGCCGAGGGAUUUGGUAAAAUUGAGAAUUCUGAGUCCCUCUGCCGAUAUCUUUUGGACAAGGGUCAGGUUGCGCUAGUCCCAGGGGAUGCAUUUGGGGAUGACACCUGCAUCCGGAUCUCAUAUGCAGCAUCCCUCACAACCCUUAAGGCAGCUGUGGAGAGAAUUAAGAAAGCACUUGUCUCACUCAGGCCUGCUGUCCCUGUUUGAUGUAGAGAAUUCCGAUGCCACAGCCAAGAUUUGUUGUUCCUGUCUUGGGCUCCAAAAUGUAUUGCAAUAAUUAUUUGGAAAAAAAAGAAUAAAAAAAAAAAGAGAUAAGUUUGGUCAUCUGGUUUGUUUGGCUCUUUGUCUGCCAGCAUUGGCUGUGUAUGUGAUGGUAAGUGUAGACGGAGGACAAACUUGGACAUGACAUUUAAUUUCCUUUGUAUAACGAAGUUCUGUAUCAAAUCAUUAUAUGUGCUACUAAAGCCAACACUAGUGGUGUUGGGUUUUUAGCAAAAAGUAGUACAUUUGUAACAAGGGUAUUGUUCUUUUU
Molecule: messenger RNA, 1847 nt
Organism: Alnus glutinosa
Lineage: Eukaryota; Viridiplantae; Streptophyta; Magnoliopsida; Fagales; Betulaceae
Product: bifunctional aspartate aminotransferase and glutamate/aspartate-prephenate aminotransferase
Exons: 10
Coding region: 77-1522 (481 amino acids)
Biological process (GO): biosynthetic process
Molecular function (GO): catalytic activity; pyridoxal phosphate binding
Source: RefSeq, a predicted model, not a curated record